Molecule: messenger RNA, 10721 nt
Organism: Cercocebus atys (sooty mangabey)
Lineage: Eukaryota; Metazoa; Chordata; Mammalia; Primates; Cercopithecidae
Gene: STS
Product: steroid sulfatase (microsomal), isozyme S
Exons: 11
Coding region: 4524-6296 (590 amino acids)
Molecular function (GO): arylsulfatase activity
Source: RefSeq, a predicted model, not a curated record
AAGGUAUGUAUAUUUUUUAGACAUAAUGCUAUUGUACACUUAAUAGAAUACAGUAUAGUAUAAACCUAACCUUAUGUGUACUGGGAAACCAAAAACUUAUUGUGACUAAUUUUAUUGCGAUGUUUGCUUUACUGUGGUGGUCUGGAACUGAACCCACAAUAGUUCUCACAUAUGCCUGUAUCCAGUUUACUUAAAGAUUCUAAAUAAAACCAUACUGCUUUUAUUUGAAAGAGAGAGCUAGAAAAAAGAAAAGGAUAUUUUACACCUGCAUGCCUAGAAUCUGCUGAAUAUUUGUGUUGCCAGCUGGACAAAACUCUUAUCUAUCUGCAGAAUUUUGCAUUUUAAGUUUUACCCCCUUCUCAAUUAUUCUAGAAACAGAAACAGCUGCAGUGGACAACCAACCACUUACCACAAGAACGUAAGCUUGGCAUGGUUCAGGUCUAUUAGAAAACAGAACCAAAGGGAGCUAAGUCUAUAAUUUGAUGCUGUUUCUCCGACAUACAAUAUAGCAUCUUACUCCAAAUCUCUUUGUUCCCUUAAUAGGAACACACGUGCCUUGUGCUUUCUAUAUUCCAGAAGACUUUUCAGUUUUCAGAAACAACAGAUUACUCAUUGAUUACACUGUAGUGAAAGGCCAAUCAUGGCCCCUGAGAUAAGGGCUCACCUCUGUCCCAAGCCCUCACACUGGCCUCCACCCUCAGCCAUCUCCUUUGCAAAUGUGGAAGAGAACCUACAUUUCACCUAGCAAGGUUAAAACCAAAGGGUGCACUGUCAGCCCCCAGAGGAGACGGAGCAAAGAAAGAAUGUGAACCUACCACCAGAGUUGCUUUGACAUCCAGAGCAAGACCCAUUACAAAUGAUGGAAGGAGGGGAGGUUGUGAUUACUAUCUCAUUCCAACUAGGAUCUCUGCACGUUCUGGGGUUGAACAAUAACCACCUAUUAUGGAAGCAUGCGGAAUGAUCCUUCACUUUGCUCCACCCUCCUCAGAAAUGUGCCAAAACUCUUAGAAACCUCACUUGGAAUGAAUGACUUGAUAACAUCAAGUAGUAAGAACCGAUGAGGCUGAAAAGCUUGUCAGCUGCACUUUUAAACCUCAUCAGACGUAUUUCAUGGGGUCAAAUGACAACAUACGUAGAUUCUUCUGACAAUAUGUCUAGGGCAUGCGCUAAUAUUACGUAAGAAAAAUCUAUUUUUGUCAUCAGCUAUAUGGAUGUUCCGGUGUCUAAAGAAACAGCCUACAUGAAGUUAACAAAGAAUGAUAGCGCGAAACACAGUCACGCUAUGUCUGUGGAAUUUUGGCCACACAGUGGACAUGACUGUCAACUGUCUCAAGCAGCCUACAAUCCCAUCGGUACUGGGCUUGGUGAUCCCCACAGAGACCCUACCUCUGUGCCCUCUUAGUGUCUCCUGGGCCCCAGACAGUGAGGCAGGCACUUACAGUCUCAAGUGCUAUUAUUUGGCAAAGAGGAAGCUAUGGGAGUGCAAGAAGGCACAGAAGAGGUCUUCAUUUUACUAUAUAAAGGUGAAGCAGAAGUCACUCAUUAAAAUCCUGCAAUCUGGAUUUAUAAAGAUGUGGUAUAUUAUGGUCAACACUGCAAAUGUUCUUAUUACCCUUCGCAGAUCUACCUUAUUAUUUUAUGAUAUUUAAGAAUUUGGAAAUAAGCUUAUUUUCCUUUGAUUUUAAAAGGAUUUUAAAUAAUUCUGUGUUAGACUCCAAGAAAACCACAUUUUACACAUACCACAUUUUACAUACACCAAAACUCCUAAUUCUGAAUAUUCUUAAUACCCAUCCUCUGCCUGGCCCUCCCAGCAUAGCCAUUAUCAACAGACAAGAUCUUGAGUUUCUCCGCAAAGACCUAGACCCAUGCUGCCCAAGCCAGUAGCCACCCACCAAGUGAGGCUACAGAGUGCUUGAAAUGAGGCUAGUUCAAACUGAGAUGUGUUGUAUGUAUAAAACACACACAGAUUUUGAGGACCUAGUAUCAAAAUUAAUGUCAAAAACUUCAAUGAUUUUCUUAUAUUGACUUUGUAUUAAAUAAUAUUUUUGAUACAUUAGGUUACAUCAUUCAAAUCAAUGUCAUCUGUAUCUUUUUACUUAUUAAAAGUUGCUCCCCAAAAUUUCUACCUGGCUCAAUUCUGCGAGACAGAACUGCUCUGGACAACAAACUAUCUUCUCUUUUAAAGAAAUUGGGACCAUCUUUUGUGUUCCUAAUUUCGGUUAUUUACAAAAGGAAUCAUCUUCCCUGUCCAGCUGCUGAGAUACUGUUUAAUAACUGUCAUCUUCUUCUUUCAAAAUCAUUCCAGUUUUUAACUAAUCCCAGUCCCCUAUUCUCUUUCUCUGAGUGGCAUUUGAGAGCAAAAAUUAUUAAUAUUACCUAAAUCAUAACUGACUGUUACCUUGGUAAUGAGAAACAGAAUCCAAAGUGUUUUUUGUUUUGUUUUGUUUUGUUUUUAAAAAAAGGACAACAGCAUCGUACAUGUCAAAAACAUGGGAAAGUGUCCCGGCUUUCUUCCUGGUCAACAUUUCCUCUAAAAUCUCCAUUUACUUCCUCAUUCUCCUCUGAUUAAACAAGCUUCUCCUCUAAUGUUAACAAUCCUCCAUGAAACUAUUCGUUUUCAAUUUUACUUCCCCAAGUAUGCAAGUAUUGGGGCCACAUCGACAAAUAGAACUUCCUAGGAAAAUGCACUCAAAAUUCCCGAAAAACAGACCUACUGUAAAACAACUCAUUAUAAAUUGAUAAUAUAUUGUUAUGCAAACAACAGAUACACUGAAGUGAGGUGCUAAAGAAUGAGAGCAGGCAUAAUCUGGUAGAUUAAAGUGGUACAUUCUGGAAAGCUGUGUUUUGUAUUUAUACAUUUGAUGAAAGAAUGGGAUAAGCAAAGUUAUAUUUCCAAGAAAGUUUUGCAAGGCCUUACCACCUCAAAGAAGAGGUAGGGCAGGAAAGGAGGAAAUGGGCAGAAAAUGAGGGAGGGGAAUAAGAAGUAUGGCUUAUUUUUCCAAAUAGCACUAAUUCUUCGUUAUCUGACUAGAUCAGAGGAUUGGGUAACAAUGUGAGGUCAAUGCUUGUAAUGCCAUUUAAGUCACAUUCAUCACUUCAGGGCAUGGUUAUGUGCGAAUCUAGAAUCAGAAUGAGGCAUCAAGCUCAUUUAGAAGUUUAAUAAAUUUAAUUUUAAUGAGACAUCUUGUUGGGUAUUAAAAUUCAUGAGACUCCCAGAACAGGUUCUCUGGACCUUUAUUAGAGGGUAAGAAAUUUAUUUGACAAUUUAGCUUCUUGACCACCGGAGUAGGAAAAUUCAUGUCUACAAACUAUACCUAUGUAUCCCAGAAGCUUUCUGACAUUGAGUCAUUUCAAAUUUAGUAGCUGCAUACACCGUUGGCUCCAAUUAGUGACCUCUACGGGGAUUUUUUUUCCUUUGGAAUUUAUCAGUUUAUACCUGUGUGUUCAUAAAAUGAAGAGAAUGGUUUCUGUGUGCCUUUUUAAAACAAAACACUGCUAGUGAAUUACCCAGCAAUAUGAUGAGCAGAAACAAGGUCACAUUCACAAUUUAAGAUGAGCUCAACAUCAUUUAUAUUUAGAACGGGAUCAAUCUAGAAUCGGUUGUCAGCUUGGCUUCUUAUUAGCUGUGUGACCUUGGGCAAGUAGCUUUACCUCUCUGAGCUUCAGGGUUUUUUCUUUUUUUUAAUUACUGAAAUGCAAAUACUUCCUCCUAACUUGCAGAGUUUUGAAAUGAAGGAAUGAUAUACGUAAACAAGCAGGUCAGCUGUCUACACAGAGUAUGCAGACAUGUUUAUAGAUAUAUGAAGCCUCCUGGUGAUUAUGUGUCAUAGUGUUGUGUUGAGGCUUUGGGCAGAGCUCAGCAUAGUUCUGUCUUGAGUUAAAAACAGGGUUUUAUUCUUUGAAUUCUACUUGAAUUCCUCUUGGCUGGUGAAGUUCAUAUGUGCUAUGACUGACUACCUUAAUACACUGCCAAGUGUUUCUUAAUGCCUCGGAUUGAUAGAGCAGCGGUUCUCAAACGUUCACGCACUUGUUAAAAUCAGAUUCUGAUUGGGCAGGGGUAGGGUGGGGCCCCAACUUCUACAUUUACAAGUGGCCCCCAGGUGAUGUCCCUGGUGCUGGUCACCCUAGGCAGCCAGACCACUUGACAGACCUUCUGUGCCUCUACGCUGCUGACGGCGCGGGAUAAUUCCUUAUGGUUGCACAGGGCACUCCUGUGCACUGCGGGAAGUUUAGCAGUAUCGCUGGUCUAGACCCCACUAGAUGCCAAUGACCCCAUCACUCCACGCCAGCUGCGACAGCCAAAAUGUCUCCUGACAUCGCCAUUGCCAGAUGCCCUCAGGGCGGCAAAACCGCCAGGUGGAGAACCGCUACCAUGUAGGAUGCUACCAUCAAGGUGCGCCCACAGCAGCAACCUUGGAGCAGGCAGGAAGAGCCAGAUGCCCUUGGUUUGACUCUGCUAAGAGACCCUCAGUUGCUGAACCUGCACACAGUCAUCUCAGUAAGUUAAGAUCUUCCUGAGGACAAUGGCGCAAGAUCAUCUUCAGCUGUUCAUAGCAAAGAUGAAGAUCCCUUUCCUCCUACUGUUCUUUCUCUGGGAAGCCCAGAGCCACACAGCAUCAAGGCCGAACAUCAUCCUGGUGAUGGCUGAUGACCUCGGCAUUGGAGAUCCUGGGUGCUAUGGAAACAAAACUCUCAGGACUCCCAAUAUCGACCGGUUGGCCAGUGGGGGAGUGAAACUCACUCAGCACCUGGCAGCAUCACCCCUGUGCACACCAAGCAGGGCAGCCUUCAUGACUGGCCGGUACCCUGUCCGAUCAGGAAUGGCAUCUUGGUCCCGCACUGGAGUUUUCCUCUUCACAGCCUCUUCGGGAGGACUUCCCACCAAUGAGAUUACCUUUGCUAAACUUCUGAAGGAUCAAGGUUAUUCAACAGCACUGAUAGGGAAAUGGCACCUUGGAAUGAGCUGUCACAGCAAGACUGACUUCUGUCACCACCCUUUACAUCACGGCUUCAAUUAUUUCUAUGGGAUCUCCUUGACCAAUCUGAGAGACUGCAAGCCCGGAGAGGGCAGCGUCUUCACCACAGGCUUCAAGAGGCUGGUCUUCAUCCCCCUGCAGAUCAUCGGGGUCACCCUCCUUACCUUUGCUGCACUCAAUUGUCUGGGGCUACUCCGCGUGCCUCUAGGCAUUUUUUUCAGCCUUCUCUUCCUAGCAGCCCUAAUCCUGACCCUUUUCUUGGGCUUCCUUCAUUACUUCCGGCCCCUGAACUGCUUCAUGAUGAGGAACUAUGAGAUCAUUCAACAGCCCAUGUCCUACGACAAUCUCACACAGAGGCUAACGGUGGAGGCGGCCCAGUUCAUACAGCGGAACACUGAGACUCCAUUCCUGCUUGUCUUGUCCUACCUCCAUGUGCACACGGCCCUUUUCUCCAGCAAGGAUUUUGCCGGCAAAAGUAAACACGGAGUCUACGGGGAUGCUGUUGAGGAAAUGGACUGGAGUGUGGGGCAGAUCUUGAACCUUCUAGAUGAGCUGAGAUUGGCUAAUGAUACCCUCAUCUACUUCACAUCGGACCAGGGAGCACAUGUAGAAGAAGUGUCUUCCAAAGGAGAAAUUCAUGGCGGAAGUAAUGGGAUCUAUAAAGGAGGAAAAGCAAACAACUGGGAAGGAGGUAUCCGGGUUCCAGGCAUCCUUCGUUGGCCCAGGGUGAUACAGGCUGGCCAGAAGAUUGAUGAGCCCACUAGCAACAUGGACAUAUUUCCUACAGUAGCCAAGCUGGCUGGAGCACCCUUGCCUGAGGACAGGAUCAUUGAUGGACGUGAUCUGAUGCCCCUGCUUGAAGGAAAAAGCCAACACUCCGAUCAUGAGUUUCUCUUCCAUUACUGCAACGCCUACUUAAAUGCUGUGCGCUGGCACCCUCAGAACAGCACAUCCAUCUGGAAGGCCUUUUUCUUCACCCCCAACUUCAACCCCGUGGGUUCCAACGGAUGCUUUGCCACACAUGUGUGCUUCUGUUUCGGGAGUUACGUCACUCAUCACGACCCACCUUUACUCUUUGAUAUUUCCAAAGAUCCAAGAGAGAGAAACCCAUUAACUCCAGCAACCGAGCCCCGGUUUUAUGAAAUCCUCAAAGUCAUACAGGAAGCUGCGGACAGACACACCCAGACCCUGCCAGAGGUGCCCAACCAGUUUUCAUGGGACAACUUUCUUUGGAAGCCCUGGCUUCAGCUGUGCUGUCCUUCCUCCGGCCUGUCUUGCCAGUGCGACAGAGAAAAACAGGAUAAGAGACUGAGCCACUAGCUGUGCCUGGGGACCAGACAGAUGCAUGUGGCAAAGCUCACCAUCUUCAUUACAAACACAUGCCUGAGAGUGGCGUUGGGGAAACAUAACUCCAUCUACACCUUGGAUUUGAACUGAUUCUCUAUUUUAUCACCUGAAAGCUUGGGCCAGAGCUCAACAGCUACUCAACUGAAGGGGUGAAGGGGAUGAGGUCUGUAGUGUACAGAGAGGAAGAUGGUAGGUUUAUGCCUUCUGUGGCCAGUCUUGGACUCAUGGAAAUAGAAUGAAUAGAGGGGCAUUCACAAGGCACACCAGUGCAAGCAGAUGACAAAAAGGUGCCGAAGGCAAUCUUAGAACAGAAAGGUGCAGGAGGUACCUUAACUCACCCCUAAGCAAGUAUCUAUGUCAACAGUUGAAGUUACCAUUUACUCUAGAAUCUGAAGUGAUGCAAUAACCAGCAUAAUAAAAAGGCAGUCACAUAAAAAAGAGUUUAGCCAUCUAAACGUAAGUAACUUUAAGAUGAAUGAAAGAUCUUCUUUAGGAAUAAUAGAUGAUGGUAAGUUCCACUUUGCUUAUUGGAAGGCAAGUCAUUAUUACUGGCAUUCGUUAAAACACGUAUCAAAUGCUUUUCAUCACAUAUAUAGUUAUACACACACACACACACACACACACACACACACACAGUAUAUUCUUUCCUCAAGAGGGUUAAGAUGUCUAAAAUAGGGACCUAGAAGCUUAUCACUAUUUAAGUAAAUACAGUAGAAGCUCACAAAUAGAUUUCUUUGCACAAUGAUUUUUUGUAAAAUUUUAUAGUAAUAAUCCCAAGGCAAAUCUCUUCUAAACUGAUUUCCAUUCCAUAAUUUGUAGUAUAAUUCUUGGAUUACACUGUUUUCUUCGGGGAAUGGAAGUUCUGAAUUAAAAGCCCACUGUGGAGAUGCUAUGGUUCAGGGAAUCUCUUCCAAUGUAAUUCAGAAUCAUUGACCUAGAAAGUCUCUGAUAUUUGGAGGGGAACAAAAAUCACUCACAAGCAAUCCAUGUUCUAUACACAUAAGCAUAAUUUCCUUUAGUUCUAGGCAGAAGUUAGUCAUCAGAGAACAGUCAUGUAUGCAAGUUUUGUGGCUGAGAAAUUUCUGUGCUUCCGAUCCACAAUGAGAUGCAUGAUUUUGUUUUCAUCCCAUUUUCCCCAAGCCCCUGUAAAUCAGGGAAGAUGCACAACUGAUCGCCUGGGAGAGGGCCUGAUAGUGGUACAGCUGGAGAUAGUUUCAAAGUCUAAACCACCAGCCCAUCCCGAGGAAAGGCUCCUAUGGAAUGUAAAGUGCAAUCAUUUCUUCAGAUAUAAGACUUUCCCCAACAAUGUGAUUAGAUUCCUUUAUGGCAAAAUCGAGAGAAGCUGCCAUCCACCUGCUUACACAUUCAUCUCUUUUGUGGACUUGUCUGACCACCUUCUGUUUCCCCAGAGUUUGCUCAAUUCCAAGACAGUGCCCAUGGAUGGAACACCUGUAACCCACACAGCGGUUUGCAGAGAAUGUUAGCCAUGACUUGGGCUUUCUGAAAGUUGGCUAUAAUUUCUCUAUCCCUACCCACAACUCUGGGAAGUUGGAGCAAGAAGGGCAUACUAUUGGGCUGGGAGGAUUCAACAACAUUUCCCCAGUUGCCCUUUCAUUUCUUCUAUUUCAGAUGUUGAUUUUGCUUCUCUUCUAAACAAAAAAAAAACAAAAAAACAAAAACAAAAACAAAAAAAAAGAGAAAAAAAAGAAAGAAGUGAUUCCUACCCCCUAACUCCAGAAUUGUUGAAAGCUGAAAAGCAUACAGGAUUCUUCCUUUUAACGUGGAUUCCCCAUUCCAGAAAUUGUGGGAGAAUAUGUCUUCUUGCUUUAGAAAACAUUCUUAUUAGAGAGGGUACUAGCUUACUGAUGAUGUGUUAGGAUUGCUGCUGAUACUGUCAUGUGAAAACACUUAAAGGCACUAUUAUAAACUUAUCCUAUAAGAUAACAAUGUUUACUCAAAGUCUAACAUAUUCAAUGCAAGUAAGACUUUCUGAAAACACUUGAUGAUGUGGGGAUGCUGCAGGAUUAAAUAACUUGAAGAGCCUUUAUAGAUUAUAUGAAUGCCUAUUUGUGUCUAGAACUAGUUAUUUAACCUGUAAAAUGUCAACAGCAAAUGAAGGAUGAAGUAUAUCUCUAGAUGCAAAUAUAUUGAGUUUAAAAGUGCCUCAAAAUAAUUGAGAUCACAUUUCAGGACAUUUGGAAAUCAGGUUGAUUUGUGGUAACCAUAAUCAUCUUAAAUUUCAAACCAUUUACCAUCUGAAAGUUUUGAUUUGAAUGUAUAACAGGAAAUUGGAAUUCUUUUGUCCAGGAGAAACCUCACAAACCUUCUUUAAGGCAUAGUUUUGUUGUUUGUUUGUUUGUUGCAGAGCUGUAAGGCAUGGCUGCUUGUUUACAAAGCAUCUCCUUCAUAUUCCCUCUGGAGUUGUAUAUCCAAACCUUAGUGGGUUUUGAAACUUUAAGCAAAUUCUUUUAAAAAAUUAUUAUAUUUCUAGCAUUACUAGAUAUUAAAAGUUAAGCAAAUAGAUUAAUGAUGUAUACAUUGGCAUCAUUUCACAAGAUCAAGAAUGCUGCAUGAAAAGCAAAAUUGCAAUCUACGUAUCUAUGGUACUAAAGAAGUCCUGUUUUUCAAAAAUGGAAGCCCACUUCUCAGAUUUUUCUGGAGGGCAUACAAUGAAAAGUGGAGGAGAAAAACACACACACAAAAACAAGUAUUUGACUUGUCACAGGAAUCUGAUUGCAUUAAGUGGAAGGAUUAUUUACAAUAUGUUAAUGCAAAGUUAAAAUUUUUCCUUGGCAAUUAAAAAUGCUGUGCGCUAAUACCCUGCUUUAUAAUGUGACUCAAUUCAGCAAUGUGGGGAAUGUUUACUACAUUUCCAGCUUCAUGUCAAGCAAUGGGGAAUACAAGUUCCAGUUCUGCAAAGAUUCAUCAACUUUCUUAGCUCAAGAGAGAGGCUGAGACAUGCAGACAGGAAUAAGACAUAAAAUAGCUCUGACCUCUAUGAUCCAAGAGUGGGAAAAGGCUAGAUUAUUACCCAUCAGGCAUACUCUCUAAGGCCUUUUUAGGAGCCUACAAAAAUGUUUUAAUUUCUUUUAUAAUCAGAAGAAAAGAAAGUGAACAUUGGGGAUUGGAAAUGAUAUUGGCAUUUGCACCAACAUAGUCAUAAAACAGUACGUUAAUAUGUUUUUACUAUAUAUAUAUUAUAUAGUACAAUCUAUUUAAUAUGUUUUGCCUUUGUGACCCAUGAAAGUCUUACUGGGCCCUGGGGAAGGCAUCCUACCCUGGUGAAGCAGCUGCUUUGCUCUACAAAUACCUGAGGCAGAAAUUUGAUUUGAAAAAUAUUAUUCUCUCUUCUCUUUGUUUCAACCGGAUUCCUUAGGAAAACCAAACCAGUGUCAGAACAAACCCCUGAAGCAGUAAGAAGCUGGAGUGAGAAGGGCAUGGUAUUGGGACUAGGAUUGGCUCUCAUGCGACUGAGCUAUUCUCAUAAAACGACAAAAAGUGUCCAUAGAGAGUCUGCUGGCAAGCACGUGGCCAUGGGGAGCCGACAUGCCCGGGAGGAAAGGUGUUGAUUACAUGGAGACUUCUUCUAAAAGCUAAAGACUUCUUACCUUCUCUUUAGUGCCUAGAGAAUGUGAUGUGUGAUGCAAAUGCUCAAAACCUCUUAAAUUGUAGCUGUCUGACCUCUAUGGACCUCACAUCCAUCCCAGGCUUCAUGGACAAAGAUUCUACACUUGGCCACACUUUAGCCAAGCUCCUCAACCUUCUCCCAGGCCCAAUCUGGGCACUUCCUUGUAAAAUCCAGUUUUGGCAAGAAGUCUGUUAAGUCAGUUUAGCAAGAACACCUAACCCCCCCAUAUCUGUUCAACCUCAGUAUCUGAUCAGGCUCCUCAGCCUCCACCAUACCCCAGGUGAUGUCUGGUCACCUGGCCUGCCUUCAGCUAGAAUCCUGUUAGGUCAGUUUAGCUGAAUGCUCCCUGAUAUUUCCUGUUGGUUAUCUUCCAUCCACUGUCCCUCACCAUGUUCCCUGUCUAUAAAUCCCCACUUUUCCAUGUUGUAUUCAGAACUGAGCCCAGUCUCUCUCGCCUACUACAAGUCCCCAUUGCUGUGGUCCCUGUAACCAUCACGAUGGUCCUGAAUAAAGUCUUGCUUACUGUGCUUGAAUAGGUAGCAUUGAAGAAUUUUUUUCUUUGACAUCAUCCAUGACAACAUGAAACCUAUUGGGACAGCAUGACUGUGCAGGGUCUUCAGAGCUCAGCUUUCUGAGGCCCUCAGCAUUCUUGCUUUUCCGACACCGUGAACCUGUUCCUGUUCUGUGUUGCAAGAGAUCACUCAAGCCAGUGUUACUUAAUACCAUCUCUUUGUGUAAUAGAUCUGAAUAAAGUAAUUGUAACAUACCAA